UGCUUUCAUGUCAUACAUACUGACAUCGUGGCGGUCUGGAACUUUUAUGAUCCUUGCCAAGUGAGCAUUGUCGCCCUAGUGGCGAGCCUUACUAUAAUGUAGUGACAUCUCCCUUGUAGUACUUGAAUAGUGAGGAAUUCCUAAGGGUGAUGAUGUGCAUGGUUGAGAGAGUUGAUGCACCGGCCGAGCCAAAUUCCCUCUCUCGCACUGACACAUUUACCGGGCAAGUGCUGUUGUUGGAACUCGUUGUGUGUCAAACUCAAAAAGAAUCGCUGCGUGCCAAGGGGGGUCCCUCUCAUCACUCUAGCUCCUGUGAUGCUGCCAUCAAUCUUCAGCCUUGGCAAGUGGGCUCUUGCAACAUCCCAGCGACUGUACGUAGCACUUUGGUGUUGCUUUCAGCAUCAGAUGAUUCCCGACCUUUCAGACAAGGCGUUCCCACGAAGUUCAUGGCUUACAUCGUUGAUUUGACACACGUACUGGAAAUACUGUUUUCACUCACAGCUGAGAUGAGGACAAAGAAGCUUACUCGCACGGCGAUUAAGAUGGCAUAUAAAGCCUACCUUGAAUCAGAAUGGAUGACGCACGUCCACAUGGACAUUAGGUUUUUCCAAUGUCCGACUAUGGCUCGUGAUGUUGUCUUCGACAAGACCACGUCCAUGACCAUGAUCCUUUCAGGCGACAGGGAGGUUCGGGUUUCUAGGGCGCUUGAAAGGAUACCUUCGGUUGACUUAGCGAGAGACGAGGAGUGGGCGAGCGAAGUCUCUUAAACCCCUCGAUUUCAUUUAAUGUCUUCUCCAAUACUUUAUUGUUUCGCGAGUUUUCACUGUUGUAUUGCAUUCACAAGUUGUUGACUGGAAUGGUUUUUUUUUGCUGGGCACCAGCCAAGUAAUAGACUUGGUAAAUAUUCGGUGGAAGAAUGAAGAUGGUGACAAUAAAGUACAAAUCCCACACACACGUACACCACACUCGCAGUAAACCUACUGAAUCACAUACACCAGCUUUGAUCAAAACCCGAUACAAACAGUUACGACCAAUCUUUAUCUCCUAGACACCACGGCAGAAGCGAUCAACACACCCGUCAAUGCCCCAAGUACGCCUACCACCAUCCACCUGGCAUACUCGUCAAACUUGAUAGCAACAGACGGCAUACCAGCAUGCGCGAGGUU
Messenger RNA from Pisolithus orientalis, 1166 nucleotides. RefSeq lists its product as uncharacterized. NCBI's taxonomy places the organism in Eukaryota, Fungi, Basidiomycota, Agaricomycetes, Boletales, Pisolithaceae. Bases 150 to 767 code for a protein of 205 amino acids. The transcript has a single exon. The record is from RefSeq and is a predicted model, not a curated record.